AGCAACGCUUCACCGGCAGCACUCGGCGCCUUGCAGUUGAUCCUCUCGCUUUCUCUUCUUUCUCCUCUUUCUCUCUCUUCUGUUUUAAACUUGCUACGAUCUCUUUUCUUCUUCUGGAGGAGAGACGCUAAGAAGCGCUGUGCCUCUGUCACCCCAGCUCUGAUUGGAAUAGAGCCAGCAGCAGUAAAACAGAAAAGACCCCCCCCCCACCCCACACACACACAAAAAGAAGAGAUCCUGACUUGUUUAAGCAAUGAGAAACUCUGCUUUCCUGCUGUGCAUUGGAAUUGCAUGUUGCAUUGCAGCGAGGGACCCCGCAUCGGUUGCAAAGGAAGAACUGCUGAAAGAUGACACUGUUGCUGAGCUGCUGAAGAAAGAAAAAAAACUUGCACAGGCUCAGAAGCUACAAGUGAAGUUUAAUCUUCGCUCCUCCACACUUCCAAGGGAUGAAGGCUGCUUUCUCUCCGUAGGCCAAGACAAAUGUUUAGAGGACUGCAAAUUCAAUUUGACAGCUAAAACCUUCUUUAUUAUUCAUGGAUGGACAAUGAGUGGCAUGUUUGAAAACUGGCUGGAAAGCCUGGUGUCUGCACUUCAGGAGAGAGAGAAGGAUGCUAACGUGGUGGUGGUGGACUGGCUUGGACUUGCCCAUCAGCUCUAUACUGAUGCUGUGAACAACACAAAGGUGGUUGGACAGGCCGUUGCAAGGGUGCUCAACUGGUUACAGGAAAAGCAGAACCUCCUGCUUAAGAAUGUCCACUUAAUUGGGUACAGUCUUGGUGCUCAUGUUGCUGGAUAUGCUGGUAACUACGUACACGGAACAAUAGGCAGAAUUACAGGCUUGGAUCCAGCAGGCCCUAUGUUUGAAGGAGUGGAUCCUCACAGACGUCUCUCCCCUGAUGAUGCAGACUUUGUGGACGUUCUUCAUACAUUUACGAAGGAAACACUGGGUCUCAGCAUUGGGAUCCAGAUGCCUGUGGGUCACAUUGACGUCUAUCCCAACGGGGGAGAUUUCCAGCCUGGUUGUGGAUUAAGUGAUGUUUUGGGAGCAAUCGCAUAUGGGAAUAUUGGGGAUGUCGUUAGAUGUGAACAUGAGCGAGCUGUACACCUCUUCGUGGACUCCCUUGUGAACCAAGAUAAGCAGAGCUUCGCCUUUCAGUGCACUGACUCCAGCCGUUUCAAGAAGGGAAUCUGCCUGAGCUGCCGAAAGAACCGCUGCAACAGCAUUGGUUACAAUGCCAAGAAAAUGAGGAACAAAAGGAACAGCAAGAUGUACUUAAAAACCAGAGCUGAUAUGCCUUAUAGAGUUUACCAUUAUCAGAUGAAAAUGCAUAUCUUCAGCUACAAAAGCUUAGGAGAAACAGAACCCACCUUCUCAGUUACCCUUCAUGGUACCAAUGGCGAGUCUCAACCCCUCUCUCUGGAAAUACUUGAGCAAAUUGGCCUGAAUUCUACUAGCCCCUUCCUGGUUUAUACUGAAGAAGACAUUGGUGACCUCUUAAGGAUCAAGCUCACCUGGGAAGGAUCAUCUCAGUCUUGGUACAGUCUGUGGAGAGAGCUCAAAAGUUACUGGUUCCAGCCUGAUAAAUCUUCCAAGGAGCUGCAUAUCAGACGUAUACGUGUGAAGUCUGGGGAAACUCAACAGAAGUUAACUUUCUGUGCAGAGGAUCUUCAGCUGACCAACAUAUCUCCUGGUAAAGAUCUUUGGUUUGUGAAAUGUAGAGAUGGAUGGCCAACAAAAAACUGAACAAGCUCUUUCCUUAGAUCAGCUUUGAAUCUGCACUGAAGGUUUUUCUGAAGACUUGCACAAAAGGAUCUAACUAUCCAAAACAUAUGAGAAGACUACUGCAGAAAAUUACAUAGGCGGAGAGACAUUUAUGCAGUUUUUCUUAUACCACUUGCUAUUCAGGACAGAAAACUCUGUCUUGUUGAACUGAUGCAGGCAAUAUUUCUGGGGAGGACUGAUCCAUAUGCAUUCAGUUGCUGUCCUAGAAUGACUUAUUAAAAUUACUAAACUCGCCC
Molecule: messenger RNA, 2019 nt
Organism: Chelonoidis abingdonii (Abingdon island giant tortoise)
Lineage: Eukaryota; Metazoa; Chordata; Testudines; Testudinidae
Source: RefSeq, a predicted model, not a curated record